This is a messenger RNA of Aspergillus fischeri NRRL 181, 321 nucleotides long. RefSeq lists its product as uncharacterized. NCBI's taxonomy places the organism in Eukaryota, Fungi, Ascomycota, Eurotiomycetes, Eurotiales, Aspergillaceae. The record is from RefSeq and is a predicted model, not a curated record. The transcript is spliced from 2 exons. Bases 1 to 321 code for a protein of 106 amino acids.
AUGCUGCUCGCAGACCGAGCAGACUGCCAUGGUCGCGAGGAUUGCUGCAGCACCACCGGGGUGAAAGCUCCCAAGAAUGCCUGCCAACCAGUCCUGCUGUCCAAGCAACCACGGAGCCAGCACGCCUCCCCCAGAUGGGUAGACAAAGCCCGUUUCGGUGACGAGGCGACUCGCGGAGACUCUUGGUGGGAAGGUACAAAACCAUAUCCCUUUGAAGGCGCAGGAAUGGACACCGAGACGGGAAGCGGGAGGGACAAGCUGUACAUAGGCAGCCCGGACGGUAACGUUCUAAGCUUUGGAUCGUCGUCGGGUUAUGCUUAG